This is a messenger RNA of Phalacrocorax carbo (great cormorant), 1434 nucleotides long. NCBI's taxonomy places the organism in Eukaryota, Metazoa, Chordata, Aves, Suliformes, Phalacrocoracidae. The record is from RefSeq and is a predicted model, not a curated record.
CUCUUGCAAGUUGAAAGCGACCACCAAACUGAACGUGAAAUAAGAGACUUGAAACCAAAGGCUGGUAAGUAAGACAAAUGCCUUGCACGUAAAACCUCAAGAUGCUUUAGCAACUGAUUCUUUCGGAUACUCCGAGUUAGUCACUGAAGGAUACUUCAAAUUAGUCACUGAAGAACCCUUUGUGCAAGAGACGAGUUGGCUGACCCAAGCCACCAUAGGAUAAGAUGGAGGUGUUGCUGAGCCUGACCCUCGUGCUGAUAUGGCUGGAGCGAUGCAGCGGGUCGGCUGGCUGGGUGUUCACAGAGCCUCAGCUUCAAGCCAGCGCUGGGGACUCUGUCCUGCUGCAGUGCUUCUUCCUAGACCCGGUGGCCAUGGGCAGGACGAUGGCCAAGGUGGACUGGCUGCACAUGGCAGGAGCUGGCACACAGAAGGAGGAGAUGGUGUUUUAUUACUACAGCAAUCAUAGCAUCCCUGUGGGCCGUUUCCGGGACCGGGUGCAGUGGCAAGGGAACAUGUCCCGCUGGGAUGGCUCUAUUCAGCUGCAGGACGUACAGGUGAACGACAGCGGCAUCUAUGUGUGUGAGAUCCGGCUGCUCCAGUGCAGCAGCAUCUUCAAGAACCAAACGGUGCUGCACGUCAGCCCCGUGGGACAGAGAGCAGGACGAGGAGCAGCAGGUGCCCUGGACGCUGCGGCCCCGGGAGGCACUGCAUUUUGGCCUCUGGCUGUGGGCUGUGUCUGCGUGGCCGUUGUGCUGGCCUUCCUGGCUGGACUCAGCCUGAGGAAGAGGUCUGCAGCCAACACCGCCCUGGAGAGGAAUGAAGACGGUAGCAGCAAGAACAAAGUAGAGGAAGCACUUUACUUCUCGGUCCCUGGAGCUGAGGUGCCCAAGGCUGAACAGGAUGCAGGGAAGAAGAGGAGAGCUGAGGAGACCUACCUAACCAUGCACCCCUCUCUCUUCUGGGAGAACGGCAUCUAUGUGGAGCUGGCCAAAAGGGUGAUCCCAGCAGAAUGGAUGGGAGAGGCGAGACAGGGUGAUGGACAAAGCAAGGAACCCUACAGUAGACCAGAGGCGGCACUUCCCUGGCCUCCAGAGCGGGAGAAAUAGCUGUGCUGGGGGAUUUAAGCCCCUUAGCCAGCAGGUGUGUGCAAGACAUUUUUGUUGCUUUGGGCAGGCCAGCAUUCUGCUGCUGCCAGCCCUUCCCUGAGAAGUGCCGCUUCACUGUGUGCGCCGUGCCGGAGCCACCGCUGGGGUAUGUCCCACCCUGGUUGUCUGCUGGGGGACCAGGGGAAACAUGUCUCUCUGGCUCUUGCCUCCUAGUCUCCAGAGGAGCACCAGGUUCAGAGAUAACUAUCUCCAAGGAGAGCCAGUGGGAGCUGUGCAGAUACACCAAUGGUAUCUUCUGAAGAUAAUAAAACUGAGGGGUUCUUCCAUA